Molecule: messenger RNA, 1383 nt
Organism: Gryllus bimaculatus (two-spotted cricket)
Lineage: Eukaryota; Metazoa; Arthropoda; Insecta; Orthoptera; Gryllidae
Source: the annotation of a GenBank genome assembly
AGUAGUACGCCAUUUGCUCACACAUGCAGACGCAAACGCAGACCCACCCUGGUAGUAUAUUCAAUAACUAAAUUAGUACGAUUGUCCACUUUUUUCUCGUUCUCGAUCGGAAUUGAGCCCGGGUGAAUCUCCCAGUUAUUCCAUAAUCACAUACAUCACCGAAAACACUAAAUAAGGGUCUUAUUGGCUCUAUAAUCGGAGCAGAGAUGAGAGCUUUGCUAUUCUUCGUGACUAUAUUCUACGUGAAUGAAUAUGUACAAGCUGUUCGGCAGAUACCGGACGACAUCCUUCGAGGAAAUCACACAAAUAACUGGGCUGUACUAGUAGACACAUCCCGCUUUUGGUUCAAUUACAGGCAUGUAGCAAACGUGUUAUCAAUAUACAGAAGCGUCAAACGUCUGGGAAUUCCUGAUAGUCAAAUCAUCCUUAUGGUAGCUGAUGAUAUGGCUUGCAACCCUCGAAAUCCACGCCCUGCCACAGUUUUCAAUCACAGAAAGCAGCAUAUUAACGUUUACGGAGAUGAUGUUGAAGUGGAUUAUAGAGGUUAUGAGGUGACAGUGGAAAACUUUGUUCGCUUGUUAACUGGGAGGUUAUUUCCUGGCACACCACGUUCUAAGCAGCUUUUAACAGAUGAAGGAAGUAACAUCCUAGUUUACCUCACUGGCCAUGGAGGAGAUGGUUUUCUCAAGUUUCAAGAUUCUGAAGAAGUCACUAGUCAAGAAUUGGCAGAUGCAUUAGAACAAAUGUGGCAAAAACGCAGAUACCAUGAAAUAUUUUUUAUGAUCGACACAUGCCAAGCUGCUUCAAUGUAUGAAAAGUUUUAUUCUCCAAAUAUCCUAGCUGUAGCUAGUAGCUUGGUGGGAGAAGACUCAUUAUCACAUCAUGUGGAUCCAGCCAUUGGUGUGUAUAUCAUUGAUAGAUAUACAUUCCAUGCUCUCCAUUUCUUAGAAAGAGUUUCACCUGAUAGCAUGAAGACAAUGGGUGAAUUUCUUGCAGUGUGUCCAAAACAGGAGUGUAUUUCUACAGUAGGCGUGAGACGAGAUUUGUUUCCACGGGAUCCGCAUAAAGUACCUAUAACAGAUUUUUUUGGUUCUUUGCGACCAGUGGAACUUGGCAUCAAUUAUCUCAAUGUUUCCAUUGCUCUCCCAUUAACGGAAAAUACAAUACGGCCAGUCAAGCAAGAGGAAAAAUAUCAUUAUGCACAGCAGUUCCCAACACAUUUGUUUCAGACUCGUGCAACUUAAGAAGUCUGUUUUUUUCCAAUUAUAAAUUGCAUAACUUAUUUUACAUCUGUACAAGAAAAAUAAAAUCUAGCUAAGGUUUUUGAAUAUCCCUUGAAGCAAACCUCUUUUUUCCUUAAUUUUAUUAACCUAACACAAAAAA